UUGAACGUUCUCGAAGAAAACAACGAAAUUACCGUCGUGGGAAAAAAAUUGCGCGGCAUUGGGGGCUCGGACGAUUCGGAAAAGAUCACUAUGGCUUCUCGAAUUCUCGCGGCCGCGGGAGAGAAGAUCGGAGCCGCAGCAGCGAAGCGCCAAGCCCUGAGCUUGACGGACGCUGCCGCCGCAAGAAUACGCAACCUGCUACAGCAGCGCCAGCGGCCCUUCCUCAAACUGGGCGUCAAGGCUCGCGGCUGCAACGGCUUGUCGUACACUCUCAACUACGCAGAUGAGAAGGGGAAAUUUGAUGAAUUGGUUGAGGACAAGGGUGUAAAGAUACUGAUUGAUCCCAAGGCCCUCAUGCAUGUGAUUGGGACCAAGAUGGAUUUUGUAGAUGACAAACUCAGGUCCGAGUUCAUAUUUGUCAAUCCGAACUCUAAAGGGCAGUGUGGCUGCGGUGAAUCUUUCAUGACAACUUCCAAUUCUCCAGCUGCAAAGCAGGGCACUGGUUAACAAUCAUGUUGAACUUGUGAUGGAUCAAAAGACACUUAAGGAACCCUUCAUUUAAUACUUGUAUUACUCAAAAGUUUCUCCUGUUGGUGACAUCUUGUAGCAGCCACACUCACAGGGCUUCAGUGUAUAAUACAUUCUUCUCUGAAACCGAUGCAAAUUGGGCUUACACGAACUUUCUGUAAUCCUGCCAUAUGUUUUACUGAUGUAAAUGUUAUAGUGGAAAGAACUGGAACAUCUUAAAGCAGCUGCCAUGUAAAAUCUGUUGAAACUUGAAAUGAAGCUAGGUCAUCGGUGCUAAUUUUGGCUUCAGUAUCACGUUCUUCUCAAUAACUGAAAAGCCAAAGCUAAUGUGGUUUCUCAGAACUUAUUCCUGUGUAAUGUGUGUAUAGCAUUAUUUCUA
This is a messenger RNA of Corylus avellana, 907 nucleotides long. Its product is annotated as iron-sulfur assembly protein IscA-like 1, mitochondrial. Gene Ontology annotation, cellular component: cytoplasm; mitochondrion. The record is from RefSeq and is a predicted model, not a curated record. Gene Ontology annotation, biological process: iron-sulfur cluster assembly. Lineage: Eukaryota; Viridiplantae; Streptophyta; Magnoliopsida; Fagales; Betulaceae. Gene Ontology annotation, molecular function: 2 iron, 2 sulfur cluster binding.